CUUGGGGAGGGAAACUUCCGGUUCCGGCCGGGCCUGUGUGAGUUGCAGCCUGGCAGUGCCCCCCUGCCCCCACCCGUGAGGGAGCAGAAACGCCCCCCGCAUAUCCUGGGGGUAAGGGAAGGGCCAGGGGGCAUCCCCCGCUCCAAUCUUGCUACCCAAGGACCAGCCCCUGCCUGGGGCGCGGAGGAGGCUGGGGCAGCGCCACACACCGGCCGUGCCCCCUCCCGGGUGGAGAUGGAAACCAAUGCAGCAAGCGAUGAGGGUGUGCAUUUCCAGAGCUACCCUUUUGACUUCUUGGAGUUCCUGAACCACCAGCGCUUUGAACCUAUGGAGGCCUAUAACCAUGAACACGCCAAAGCUGUCGCUGCCCUCCCUUGCCCGCAGCCACAGUACGAAUAUGCCCAGCCACCGACAGCUGCUCCACCUGCUCACUUUGACCGUGUCCCUGCCACCAUUGGCACGCCUAAGCCCAAAGCUGAGGGCCCGUCCUCCUCUUCUUCCUCAGCCACCUCAUCUGGUACCGUUCAAGUCAAGAAAGCUGAACCGGGGGGCCCUGCACCCCCUCCACCCCCACAGCAGCAGCAGCAGCAGCAACCACCGUACAGUACUCCAGCAGUGGUGCCAACAGCAGGCCAGCCUCUCUUUGAUAGUACAGCAGCUGCUGCUGCUGCUGCUGCAGCUUACAACACUCCUCAGUGGGGCAUAGUAGACCUUUCUGGCCACCAGCAUCUCUUCAGCAGCCUGAAACGUGGGCAGGCUCCACCGCCAGCUGCAGCCACAGUAACUCCUGACAGUCAAGCAGGCAAGGAUGAUAAGAACUAUUUCCGGCGACUGAAAUAUUUCAUCGAUCGGCGCUUCCCAUGUGGUGUGUGCCAGAAGUCAUUUAAGCAAUCGUCACAUCUUGUGCAACACAUGUUGGUGCAUACAGGCGAGCGGCCAUAUGAAUGCACCACCUGUGGCCGUACCUAUAACCAUAUCUCCAGUCUCAUCCGGCACCGCCGUUGUCACAAAGACACUGAGGAUGCUACUGCUGCUGCCAAUGCAGCAGCUGCCAACGCAGCGGCUGCCAAUGUAGCUGCUGCAAAUGCAGCGGCUGCAGCCGCCGCUGCCGCCGCCGCCAGCACAACAGCAGCACCUGGUGCUGAGGGAGCAGCUCAGCCUUCUACCCAAAGUGGCAACCCUCAGGCAGUACCUGCACCAUCCGGAGGAACAGCCGCAUCUGCCCUCAGUGCUGCCAUAGCUCAAGCCGAAGGCCCUUUUACCUGCUCUCUCUGCUGGAAGGUGUUUAAAAAGCCAAGCCACCUGCACCAGCAUCAGAUUAUCCAUACUGGUGAAAAGCCAUUCUCAUGCUCCGUCUGCCAGAAGAGCUUUAAUCGCCGUGAAAGCUUAAAACGACAUGUGCGGACACACUCAGACCUCUUGCGAGUGCAGUGUGGAGUUUGUGGCAAGGAAUUCCGGGAUGCCUCCUACCUGCUUAAGCACCAGGCAACUCAUGCUCCUCCUGGAACUUUACCUCCACGCCCUGAGUACAAAUGUGACAUUUGUGGCAAGGGCUAUGUGGCUCCCCAGAAUCUACUACGUCAUCGGCAGCUCCAACAUGAGGGUGCCCAGCUGCCCAAGGAUGGCACCAAUACUUUGCCUUAUCUGCCACCAGGGGCCUACCUCCUUCCACAAGACCCACAAGGCACAGGAUCUGAGGGAGACACCAAGCCAGCAUCAUAUGGUCUCUUGGGUGCCCACCCAUUGCUAGUGGGGACAGCAGCAGGCAAGAAUUUCUGCUGUGGGAUCUGUGGCCGUGGCUUUGGGCGACGGGAGACGCUAAAGCGACACGAGCGGAUACACACAGGUGAGAAACCUCACCAGUGUGCAGUGUGUGGGAAGCGUUUCCGUGAAUCUUUCCAUCUCAGCAAGCAUCACGUGGUGCAUACUCGAGAGAGGCCGUAUAAAUGUGAGAUAUGUGGGAAGGUUUUUGGUUACCCGCAAAGCUUAACUCGGCACAAACAGAUUCACCGGUUACAGCUACCUUGCUCUUUACCACCCAUGGGGCCCUCACUGACUCCCAUGGGGCCUUCUCUGCCUCCACCUCCCGAGGGACUAACUUAUGGCUGUUCUGACUGUGGAGAGCGCUUUCCUGAUCUUUUUCAUGUCAUGAGCCACAAAGAGGUCCAUGUGGCUGAGAAGCCAUACCCUUGUGAUGUCUGUGGCAAAUGUUUUGGUUUCAUUGAGAAUCUCAUGUGGCACAAACUUGUCCACCAAGCUGCUCCUGAGCGACUUCUACCACCAGAUGAAACAGCAGCAGCUGUCGCCCCACUAGAGAAUGGGCUAGCUAGUGGUGACAACCUGGCAUCUUACGAAGAUCACCACCCUACCUUACCAAGUGGAGAACGUUUCUCCUGUUCUAUCUGUGGCCAGACCUUCAAGCAUUUCCUGGGACUUGUGACCCACAAGUACGUGCAUCUGGUGCGUCGCACAUUGGCCUGCUCAGUCUGUGGACAGAGUUUUGCUGGAGCCUAUGACCUGCUGUUGCAUCGUCGCACACACUUGCAGAAGCGGCACUUCUCUUGCCCAGUCUGUGGCAAGCGCUUCUGGGAGGCUGCCCUUCUCAUGCGUCACCAGCGCUGUCACACCGAAGAGCGCCCAUACCGCUGUGCUGUUUGUGGGCGUGGCUUUCUGCGCUCGUGGUACCUGCGUCAACACAAAGUGGUUCACACUGGUGAGCGUGCUUACAAAUGUGCCCUCUGCAACAAGCGCUUUGCCCAGUCAUCCAGUCUGGCAGAACACCAGCGUCUUCAUGUGGUUGCCCGGCCUCAGCGUUGCCCUACUUGUGGCAAGACCUUCCGCUACCGUAGCAACCUUCUGGAACACCAGCGGGUACACCUGGGCGAGAAAGUCUACCGCUGUGACCGCUGCUCCAAGAGCUUCUUCUACCUGUCAUCCAUUCUGCGUCACCAACGCUCCCAUGAUGCUAAGCGUGAAUUAAGAUGUGGAGCAUGCCUCAAGCUCUUCAAAGACCCCAAGUAUUUCAGCAAACACCUCCAGGCCCAUCAGGGAGGACGGCCCUUCAAGUGCAGCACCUGCGGGGAAGCGUUCUCCAACACUUACGGCCUGAAAAAGCACCGCCACAUUCACAAGAUGGAGCGCUUUGCUGCCAUGGGGGCCCAUAAGGAACAGCCCUAAUGUUGGAGUAGUAGCAGCAGAAAGGAUGGGCGGUCCAUAUCUUGGUACUGUAGGAUGGGAAGCUAGUUCCAGGUUCCUGUGAGCCAUGAUGGCAAGGGAGUUCCAUGUAUAGAAAAAUAAGAUGUCCUUGUUAGCAGUGAGAUGCUCCAAUUGGGCACUAAUUUGGGAAGAGUCAACAAACCAUAAGGUCAUGAGCAGGACAAGCCAGGUAGAAGCAAGGAUGAAUUGUAAAGGUAGGGUGCAUAACAAGAGGUAGCCGCCUGUUACCUGCUAGAUUUCUGCUGUCUAACAUAGUUUCUUGUCCACUCUGGAUUUCUUAACUAAUUGCCUGGGGAAAGGGAGAUGGAGAUAGCAAUCAUAGAAGUGACCUUUGCCUGUCAAGCAUGGCUACAGUGUUGGGGGAUGGAAGUUUCUUCCUGUUUCUAAGCAAAUGGGAACAAAUAAGGUUAUGGUGGAAUGACAUUUUUUUCAUUUGAAGCCUACAUUCUGGAAUGGAGCAGAAACCACCCUGCAUUCCAAUUUACAAAAAGCGAUGGUGCUUCCUGCAAUUCCUUUUACCUAGAAAGAAAUGUUAGAGCCAAUUCAUUCAUUCAGUUUGGGAAUGAGACAGGAAAGACCAUGAUACAGCACUUGAGGAAUGUCCACCAAUAUUUUCUGUAAACCCAACCAUCUAAUCUGUACUAGGCAAGCCUUGCUUGCAUUCUAAGGGAAAGACUUUAAUUAGUGUCCUUUCUUCAUAUGUAUAAAGAAAAUAGGCUAGUUCUCAGUUUUCUAAGACCUUGGAGGUAGUGAGACAUAGCUGUGGACAAUAGAAAAUUAAAGGAGUCUGCUUGAAUUGUCUAGUGUGUGGCACAAGAUGUCUAAAUGCUGUUGUGCCAUAACAUUUCUACUAUAUUCCUGCCUCUAGAACAGUAGCAAUUCAUGAUGCAGCAGCAGGAUCACAAAAACUCUACUUACCAAAAAAAAAAAAAAAUCUCAAGCCCAGAAGGUUUCUAGCCAAGUCUCUCUGGCAUGCCACUUUCCAUAUUUAGGGAGCACUGAAUGUUAAAAAGCAUCUGGAAUUGUCAUUUUUCCCAUAUACACCCCUGAAGAAACAAAAUCCCAGGAUAAUUGUAUUGUGUGGUUUUCUGAAUAUUGAAGUUGGCCCAUCAGGAGUAGAGAGGAAAUAGAAAAGUAGCCUAGGCCCCCUCCCCCUUGGGUUCUCUUUUUUGUGCUCAACAUUGUAGAAUUCUUCCCUAGUCUAUCACACUAUUGGGCUUAAUAUAGAUGAACUCAUAUGUGAAUAAUACCUUACUCUGAGCUCUAAAGUGGAGUGUGGAUCUGGAAUGAGAGCUGAAUGAGUACAUUUGCUAAUGUUAUAGCCUUCCCCUCUGCUCACCACUGAAAGCUGGUUAUGAAACUGUGUGUGAGAGAAAUAAACUUAAUGGGGGCGGGGGGGAUCUACAUGCCAACCAGGAUUGCACAUUGCUUUGGCUGCUCAGCUGCUCUCCGGCAUUCCCCGGUUUGAUCCAGAAGCCCAUCCCUUUCCUAGCAACACAUUGUACAUCCACACAGUUCAUUGAGCUAACUGCCCUGGCCUUGAAAUUCCAUGGUUACUAGAGUUGUACAGUGCUUCAGGUUUGAUUCCAAAAAGGUUCUUCAAAGCACAAACGCAGCAUCAGGGAUUGUGUGAUUGCUGGAGAUGUCUGUUUAAAAGUCACCAACAGGUGCUGUGUUCAUGACCCAAACACUCAGAAGCACCUUAUCAUAAUCAAAUCUGAAGAAAUGCACAGCCCCGUGGUGUACAUAUUUGACCUCAGUCUGAGUGGACCCUCGCUGCACCCAAAGUGGAGAAUACUGACAAAGCAUGAAUAAAAAGAUCCUUGCAAACUCUCUGGCUUUCCCCAGCACCCUCUCUCCUUCCCUUCCCUAUCCCCCUUCAGCAAAUUGUAGAAGUUACAGCACACAUUUAAAUAGACUGGAGGGGAAACUAACUUGCUAGAUCAGUGUUUCUCAACCUUGGCUACUUUAAGAUGUGUGGAAUUAUGGAAGUUGUAGUCCAGACAUCUUAAAGUGGCCAAGGUUGAGAAACACUAUGCUAGAUGCAACCAAAGAGUUCUAAAAACAUGCUCCCUUGUGUACAGUGGACACCACACAGGUAAUUCCCACUUCCUUCCCGGUUUGUAAACCAAGCUGACAUAUGUAUAGUAUAGUAGAAAGUAGAAAGUCAUUGCAGCAUUUCCACUCCAGCAGAGUGAGAGCAUAUCUCUUAUCAGAUGGCUGCACCAAAGCUCCUUGCUGCUUUUGGUCUACUACCCACUUGCUCACAUCCAUAGUUCCCAAAUUGGUGAGUGGCAAUCAGUGAAUAUAAGGAUCCAAAGAUGUAUUGUUUAAAUUUGGUUGUCCAGUGCCUAGAAGGGAGAAAGUUGCCAAAGGGUUUUUGAGCAGUAGAGAAUAGAAUUGGACUUUACUGAGUGCAGGUAUUUCUCAAGGCAGCCUUCCCCAAUCCCCCAGAAGUCUUGGACUGCAUUAGCAACAGUUAACCACUGUCCAUGCUCAGUGAGCAUGUGGGGGAGGGGGAGGGGUAGUGGUGGAUAAUGGUGUAUUUCGGGGGAGAGAGGCACCAUUAUAAAUGCUUUCUUAGAGGAAGUGCUGCAGCAUCUGGUGGCCAAUUAUUAAAAAAGGCUAGAAGUAUGAUGAAGAGUACAACAAAUGAGAAAGGAGAUGGGAAGAAGGUUAAAAAUGUUUUCCAGCCUUAAACAAUUUUCCUAUUGGGUCAGCACAGAGGGGGCAAAUCACGUGGUCCACUUGAGUCAGCCCAGUUAGAUUAAUGUUUCUGUCUGAAAUAUACUGGCUCCUCCUCUGUCUCCAGAAGUGAUUGAAACUGGAUGUUCCUUUUCUUGUUUUAUCUUUCUACUUAAUUGUUAAAGGUCUGAACUUGUAGCUGAAAUUCAGUGAACUAUUCUGUGGUGGUGGCAAUAACUCUGCCUGUCUUUUACAGAAACCGUUUUUCCCCAUUUAGAAUUUUUCUUCCCUGACUUCGUAAUUUGCAAGUAGAACUGAAUUUAAUAUUAGUUUCCCUCCUCAUGUGUACUGUAUCUGCUUUGUAGGAUUAGGUAUUUCUACAUUGUACAUUAAUUCCACAGAAGCCCCAUUGACAGCUCCCCAAACUGGUAAUUUGUUCUUACAGGAAAGGCUAUUAUUGGUUAAUGCUACCCAUUUCUUCAUCUUGGGGAAAAAGUGAGUUCACAAUGACUAAUCAAUAGGUGAUGUUCCUGUUGACUGGCUUCAUAAUAGCUUCCCAAAUGGACAAUGGAAUAUAAAGCGGAGAAACAAGUUGAUCAAAAACAUACUAUGUUCCAAAAUCGCUAAAUAUAUGCCUUUUUCUCAAGGAUACAGGAUUUCUAAAGGAAAAAAUUGCAGGCCUAGAAUGUAGGACACAAAUUUCAUAAUUAAUUAUGACUCUGGAAUGCUUGCUCCAGUCACAGAAUUGGUGCAAAUAUAUUUGGCUAGGUCUUGCUUCUUAAUUCAGAAUGGUGGCCUGUUUCCUAGUCAGGAGACAGUACAGUCAUCCAAGUAUGUUUAUUUUUAUGAUCUCACUUAAAAGGAAUUAAUUGACCUUAACACCCUGUAUUCUUCCUCCUGUACUUGGCAAUCUGAAUGUUUGGAAAACAGCAAAAGUGGAAAUACAUUCACUCUUUCAAUGUAUACUUGACAAAUGAAGAGAAGAAGCUAAGAGUGCAAAAUAGCUACCUUUUCUAUUUUUCUAGCAAACUAAAUACUUAAAGAUGGAUGGGCAGAGUGUUUGCUACUGGGGCAUAUCUGAUUAUUGUUAUUGUCAGAGUUAUUUGCACCCAUUCUUCAUCCUAGGAACCAUUUGGUUUGUCCAAAUCUCUGUCCUCUGUUGUGGUUGAACUUGUUAGCUGGUGCAAGUCAUGCACCCCAAAAUGUAUUACUGACAAACUACCUAGAACCUCCAGUUUAUGUAGAAGGUAUGAGGAGUCUAGUCAGGUUGAGAGUAAGGGGCUAGAAGACAAUAUUCCUUGGACAGAGUUAUGUGGGAAGAGCUUUUAAGGGAAUGGUGGGUUGUUGAGAUGAAAUAGUCUGGCUUUUAAUUGUGGUUGGGAAAUUGAGUUCUUUUGAAGAACCAAUUGAUUUGGGGUAUGUGAUCAAGAGUGGUCAACCAUCUUUUCCAAUAUACUCUUCUGCCUUGCUUAUGUUCUUGGAUGGAUUGUUAGUCCUGAAUGUACAUCACUAGGAUGCUGGAUAUCCUACAGAUGCCCACCGUCCACUCUGCUUUGUCUGCUGUAUACUGGAACUAUGAAGCAGAGGACAGGGAAGAUAUUCCAUCUUUUGUUGGCAUCAGACCUGAUUUUUCUUUUGAGAUGCCACCUGAUACACAGCCAUCUUCUCAGAACUUCUUCAGCCCUCCUGUUCUUUGAGGAACAUGGACUCUAUAGUUCUGUGACUGGUAUUGUUGUCCUAUACUCUCCUUCCUCAUCCCACAGAGGGAGAUGGAUGUCUUUAAGACAGGACUUGAACAUCCCCUAACUAGUGACAAUUGCAAACUCAGAAUGAAGAGUGUGCCACUGAUAGGACCCAACCCAUUGCAAUCAUGUUAGCUAAUGACUUUUUAUAUUAAUACAGAUAUAUAAAUACAUACAUUUCUAUAUAAAUACUUCUUUUUAAUACCCCUCCCCCCUUUCCCAUUGGCCAGAGUGCAGGAAGUGCAGUUCUUUUGAUGCCAAGGUUUAUGUCCCUAUGAUAAUGUGUACUAAAAUAUGUAUAGGACCCCAUCAUUGUCCACACAGCUGAUGGGCCUGAAUUGAUAACCUGCCCCCUCCUCCCUCAUUGUACCCCUUGGGAACUGUACAGCGUGUAUUUCUCAGUCAGGGGUGGGGGAAUGGGAGUGUGUUUGUGUUUUAAGCCAAGCAAUCAUUUUAAAAGUGUCUGAUUUAUGAUGUACAGACUAAACAAACAUUAAAAGAAAAGAAUUUGAAUAUUGUUUGUGCUAUGCCAGGUUGUGUUACGAGUUGAUGUAAGAGGACUUUCCUUCAAACAAUGUGAGUAUACUGUUGGAACUAGCAGAGAAUAACUAGGUUUAUGAUUCUUAAACUAAUGAAGGCAAAAAGAAAGUAAGUAUCUAAAGUAAGCAAUGGCAGAUGCUUUUGAAUCUUGCUGUCCUGUGUAAAAGACAAAAGAAAGCUGCCAUUGCUCAACCAGAUAUAUCAAGGUGAUCCUGGUACAGACUUCUCUUGUCCUCUGUUGCAGAGAGAAAGAGCUUUUAUUGUUCUUCCAGAUUUGGCCUGUUUUCUCCCAGCAAAUCAGAGCAUCCUUUAUUUGCUCAAGACCUCUUCUGCGUGUGGGAGGAGCUUUAGAUGAUAUUGUUAGUGUGGAAAGUUUUACAUGACACCCCAGAGAAUAAAUUUCUUUUACGUCACCUUAUU
Messenger RNA from Python bivittatus (Burmese python), 8603 nucleotides. RefSeq names its product zinc finger protein 865 (gene ZNF865). Gene Ontology annotation, biological process: negative regulation of transcription by RNA polymerase II; regulation of cytokine production; regulation of immune system process. Gene Ontology annotation, molecular function: RNA polymerase II cis-regulatory region sequence-specific DNA binding; DNA-binding transcription repressor activity, RNA polymerase II-specific. Gene Ontology annotation, cellular component: nucleoplasm. Lineage: Eukaryota; Metazoa; Chordata; Lepidosauria; Squamata; Pythonidae. The record is from RefSeq and is a predicted model, not a curated record.